AUGUCUUUCUACUACUCUGCUCCAUCGUUCUAUUCCUUCCACUAUGUCCCACGGACUCACCGCCUUAAUCAGGAUCAGAAGAAAUCAUUGGACCACUACUCUCGCUACAUGGCUGAGAAGAUGAUUGAGAUCCAAGACCAGUAUUACUAUGAAUCCCACGUAGCCGAAUAUCCAGAAUACAGCUCGGAUUCUGAAGUCUCUACCUCGUCUUCCAGUCCGACAUUCUCUAGCCCACCUCCAAUGCUCGUCCCCAAUCCAUUCUACAAUCCGGAGCUCGCAAAACAGAUUCUGGCUGAACGACGGAAGAAGAAGCAGAUGGAAUCCAAACCAACAUCGCCAAUCUCACCAACUGGAGUCCAACUCGUCCCUAACCCAUUCUACAAUCCAGAACUCGCCAAGCAAUUGAUGGCCAAGAAGUCGAUGUCCAAGAAGUUAUAA
This is a messenger RNA of Caenorhabditis briggsae, 438 nucleotides long. Bases 1 to 438 code for a protein of 145 amino acids. The transcript has a single exon. The record is from RefSeq and is a predicted model, not a curated record. Lineage: Eukaryota; Metazoa; Nematoda; Chromadorea; Rhabditida; Rhabditidae.